CAGCGAGAGGCUGCUAGGGAUGAGUUAGCUCUCGCGGGAAGUGGUGUCGUUGCUUUGGUAACGGCGUCGCGGUCGUGAAAGAUGGCGGGGCGAGGUCUUGGCGCCCGGAGACGGCCCGUUUCAGGAACUCGGCUCCCGCCGCGCGUUCGGCAGCCUGCUACACCUAGGCGGGACCUCCUCGACAAGGAGGAAGAAUAUAAGCGUUUAAAUGCAGAAUUGGAGGCAAAAACAGCUGAUCUGGUUCGACAAGCUGACGAAGUAAUAAGAGAUCAGCAAGAAGUACGAUCUAGGCCUACUUCAACACAAAUUAAAUCAUGUGAAGAGGAAGAUGAUUACAGUUUAAGAAGCCUAUUAUCCUCUGAAGGGACAGUUUAUCUACAUUCAGAAAUUAAGCCAAAGACCAAAAACGUUGAUCCAGUAAACAAGGUUCAAAACAAACUAAACUCUACAAAUAAAGGAAGGAAAACAAAUUCAAGUAUAAAAUUGAAAUACCCUGAUGUACAGACUGUCAAUGAUGUUGCCAUUCCGGAGGAUUUCUCAGACUUUUCUUUUGCAAAAACAGUUAGCAAAAUUGAAGAACAACUGGAAGAAGAAGGCUUACCUGAUUAUAUAGAAGAUGAUAUUUUUUGUGGUGUUAGUAAAGACAUUGGAACAGAAGCACAGAUCAGAUUUCUGAAGGCUAAACUUCGUGUUAUGCAGGAGGAAUUGGAUAAUGUUGUAUGUGAAUGCAAUAAAAAGGAAGAUGAAAUCCAGGAUUUAAAGUCUCAAGUAAAAAAUUUUGAAGAAGAUUGUGUGAGACAGCAGCGAACAAUUAAUUUGCAACAGUCUCAAACAGAAAAAUAUAAAACUCUUUUCGAAGAAGCAAACAAAAAGUGUGAUGGAUUACAGCAACAGCUGUCUUCAGUAGAAAGGGAAUUAGAAAAUAAAAGACGACUUCAAAAACAAGCUUCCACUAGUCAAAAUGCUACAGAAGUUCGCUUGAAUAGAGCUCUAGAAGAAGCAGAAAAGUAUAAAUUGGAGCUAAGCAAAUUAAGGCAAAAUAACAAGGAUAUAGCAACUGAAGAACACAAAAAAAUCGAAGCAUUAAAAUCAGAAAACAAGAAGCUAGAAAAACAAAAAGGAGAAUUAAUGAUAGGGUUUAAGAAGCAAUUAAAAUUAAUUGAUGUUUUAAAAAGGCAGAAGAUGCAUAUUGAAGCUGCCACGAUGCUGUCUUUCACUGAAGAGGAGUUUCUAAAGGCACUUGAAUGGGGAAAUCCUUAAAUGGUCUUUACUUAGUCUCUAUAAUCAACAGUAUGUAAUGAAUAUACAUUUUAACUUGUAAUGGUUUGAAUUAUUUUUACUCUUAAGCAAUGACUAUAUUUGAUAAUGAAAUUAAAACAAUUCCAAAGAAUUCCUUAUUUAGGUUGGGGGGAAAUAUAAAAUAAAUAAAAAUUUAACUUUUGAUUCUUUCUUA
Molecule: messenger RNA, 1453 nt
Organism: Pteropus alecto (black flying fox)
Lineage: Eukaryota; Metazoa; Chordata; Mammalia; Chiroptera; Pteropodidae
Gene: TEX9
Product: testis expressed 9
Exons: 12
Coding region: 82-1260 (392 amino acids)
Source: RefSeq, a predicted model, not a curated record